This is a messenger RNA of Adineta ricciae, 900 nucleotides long. NCBI's taxonomy places the organism in Eukaryota, Metazoa, Rotifera, Eurotatoria, Adinetida, Adinetidae. The record is from the annotation of a GenBank genome assembly.
AUGUCUGGUGAAGAAGUUUGCAUUAUUGUCAUUCCAAAUGAUCUACCUACUGAAGAGAAUGGUCACGAGGGAAACACUACUAAUAAUGUACAACACACAGAAGAAUAUCCAUGUCCUGAAUGUGAACAAUCCUUAGCCAGUCGGUUACGUUAUCAUACGAUUCCGAAAAAAUCCAGGAAAUCCAUGUUUCGGUUCCGACGAGAUCCGACGUGGGAUCCGAUCGGAUCCGAGACCGUCGGAAUCCAAUGCGAUUCCGUCACCAGGAUUGCAUCGGAUCCGUCGAAUUCCUGUAGGAUCCGCUACCAAGCACCUGGUAAAAAAGAUUCAAUUACAAUUAAAGAAAAUGGUGAAAAGAAAAAAUUACAAAAACGUUACCUAUUAUAUUCAUUAAAUGAAAUUUAUCAAUUAUUUAUAGAAGAAAAUCCGCAAAUUGCUAUUGGUUGUUCAAGUUUCAAAAGUUUACGACCGUGCAAUGUUUUAUAUAAAUCAGAAACACCACACAAUCUUUGUUUAUGUAUUCAUCAUGAAAAUAUAUGCCUUCUUUUACAGGCAAUUAAUGAACGUGUCCAUGGUCUCAAAUCAAUUGAUUUGCAUUCAUUUGUUAAAUUAUUAGUAUGCGAUGAUACCAAAGAAUUAUGUAUGUUCAAGGAUUGUAGUCGAUGUUCUGAUAAUUUCAAAAUAAAAAUUCAAGAUCAAAUUAUUGACCCAUCUGCAAUUAUUAAAUGGUCUUUAUGGUCAACAACAAAAGAAAAUCGAACCGUUAAAGUUGAUUAUGAUGGAACUGUUCAAAACUGUGUCAAUGUUUUACAAACGAAAAUUAAUCCUUUUUUAUUUCAUGUCUUUAUUAAACGACAACAAUCGAACUUUUUUGAAAUGUUCAAAAAAAAAUGUUACCGAUGA